AAACCAACCACAGCGUAGCAGAGACACGGGCUGCAAUUGUGGGAGAGUUCUCACUGCAGACCCUCAAAAAGACGAGUCUCUCCGUCCGCGUACAACGGCGCUUUAAUAGUAGUCGGUAUUAUAUCCUGUAAAUGCGAUGUUAACCUUUAUUUUUGUAUUUUCGGUCAUGUGUGUCUAGUAUACAUUGUGUUGAUGUCAAUAAUAUUUUAAUCUCUUCCGUAUUUCUGGCUGUCUGGAUUGUUGAGUCUACGGAGGGGAACUGUCGCCACUUUUUGGCUAGGCUUCGAAGAGAUUUCAAUUUGAGAGCAAAAUUGGGAACAUUUGGAUAGCCUAUUCUAACGUGGACAUACUUUGCCUUUUUCACGGUUUCAGACUAGUUGGGGGAAGUGUGUUUUUUUUUUUUACAAUCCACGCACGCAUAUCGUUUCCCUUCCAGAAUUCUUUCUGGACCUUUCGAGUAGCCUGUCCUAAAAACUUCACCAAGGUGACACUUUUCGACACUUUUCGUUUGAUCUGAUGUAUUGGACUAGCGCUAAUAUUCAAGGAUGAUGUAUUAUUCUUAAAAACGAGGAUUCAGGUGGGAGGCCAUUAGGCUACCAGUGCCAACCAUAAUGGCAGACGACGAUAACCGUUUUAUAGUGGAAAAGUACAUUUGUCACAAACUCUUAAAACGGGGAUAUGCAUGGGAUUUCGAAGAUGCAGAGGAGGAAGAUGGUGCUAAUAAUGGGUCGAUGAUUUCUCCUCCGCCGGGUUUGGUACGGCGGAUUCAUGGGGCCAGUAAAGCCGGACAGGGCAGCGUUCCCCAUAUUUCCAAAUGGCUCUCCCAACCAGACCCGCAUGCAGCUAUUCACAGAGUGUUGCGUGAGGCCGGGGACGAACUCGAAAGACUGUACCAACCCGACUUUUUGGAGAUGUCACACCAGCUGUAUCUGACGUCCUCUGUGGCCGAGAGGAGAUUCAGAGAGGUUAUAGACGAGCUGUUCAGAGACGGAGUUAACUGGGGACGUAUUAUCGCUUUCUUCGAGUUCGGGGGCACAAUAUGCGUGGAAUGCGUGAACAAGGAAAUGACUUCGCAGGUGGACCACAUUGCCGGGUGGAUGACAGAAUAUCUAAAUGGACCCCUGCACAGCUGGAUUCAAGAAAACGGGGGAUGGGAGGCCUUUGUGGAGCUCUAUGACAGACAGAGGGACUCUGUGUUCUGUUCAUGGCCCUCCAUCAAGACUGUCUUUGGCCUGGCUGCACUGGGGGCUGCAAGCCUCACCAUUGGAGCAUACCUUACACAGAAGUGAAGGACUUCUUUUUCUCUCAUCUUCUCUUCCUCUUUCACUCCUGGUUUUUCAAAGGGAGUCCUGCUCCCUCUAUGACAUUUCCGCAUCCCCUACCAGUCUUCAAAGCCUCUUUUUCUCCCCACCUCCUUUCCUGCUACCAAGAAAACCUCCCUCUUCUUCACCACUCACUUCAAAACAAGGACACAACUCAAACAGCAGCAUGAAACGAAGUAAUUGCCCAAACUGAAGGAAAUGUGUAAUAAAAGAUGUCCCUUUUAACUCUAAUCAGAGAAUGUUGAGAGUGGCGACUGAGGGACUGAAAAUUGCAGAGGAGAGGGGAGGGUUGGCAUUCAUCGUUUGUGUCCUGCCUGCUUCAGUACUAGUUGUAGCAUGAAACCUCUGUGUGCUCGUGUGGACUUGUGUAGCAUGUGUCAUUGUUUUAAAAGAUGGCACGCAUUACCCAGAGACCUACCUAGGACUGCAAGGACAAUGAGUGAUAAAACGGCUUGCACCGACAAAGAAGCGGGCAGCCCCUAUUUGUUAGGACGAGGAAUUGUUUUAACUGUGUGGACUCUGCAUACCUCCUCCAGCCUGACUUCAAAAGAACUUCAUCCACAUAACAGCUGGUCUCUGUGAUAGGAUAUCGCUAAUAUGUGUCCACCGCUUCUACACCACAAUAUUCCAGGAGCAUCACUAAACUUACACUACACACACACACACACAAUAUAUUAUAUAACACAAGGUCUCAACAGAACAAAAUCCAGGCAGGUAUAACUUAAUCUGCAGAGAUCUGAGAGAUGUUUGACCUGGAUGAAAUGGAGGAAAAGACGGAUGUAUUGAGGACAAGGCAGGUUAGUUCAAGUUGUCUGAUCACGUUACUGACAGAAAGAGGAAAAAUAUGAUUCCCCUUUGCUAGCUUUCUGGCUUAGUUAUGAUCAGAGGUAGACAGGGGAAUACGGGAAUAGAGGGAUGAAAAAAACAGAAAGAAAGGGAUUGUUAAGGGACAAAAUAAGGGGGCAAAAGCAGAGAGAAAUGAAUGGACUGAGCAUCAACAUGGGUAUGGUGAAAAACAUAUAAUUAGUUAGGCACAAUUUCUGGGGGUCAAAGAUAAGAUUUCAGUAAUAGCCAGGAUUUCUGUUCGUGUUCUGUGCUCUUCUACAGCCAGUUAAAAUCUCUGAUCUGGAGGAACUGUCCCGGAAUGGUCCAGCAUGGAUCUGUUGGGCUUCAGUCACCACCUCACUGUGUCAUCGCUACGGACGUCUCUGGAAAACAUUUUGUGCUCACCUGUUGCCGCUGGUUUUCCUGUCACUUUCUCUUCUUUUCUUCCCACCUUCCCUGCCCGUAUCUCUGACCAGAACUCUUGGCCUCACCAAAGCCAAGCCACUUCUGAAAGGGGACUGAACCUAACCGCCAUAUCUCCCAGAACAUGUGUCCUCCAGCUGCUAAUGCUGCUUGGUUUUGAGCUAGGGGACAAAGAGGCCCCACAUACCUCCCCACAGACCACACCAAUGGUUGAUUCCACAUUAAGGAGGACCAUGUUGGAGACACUCUUUACUGUGUUGGAGUUGAGUGGUGUCCAUUUUGUUAAUAGUAACAUAUUUGAACUCUCCUGCAGGACCUGCCUCUUCAAUAGCACAGAUUACAUCAUCUCUUUAGAGCAGGUUUCUUAAACCAAGGGUCAGGACCCAAAGUGGGCCCUAGUAAUUAAAGUGUAAAGAGAUUUUAGAAUAACAUUUUAGAAUAAAUGUCACUCUUAAUUUGGGUCAAUGGAGGACUAUUUUGGGUCAGUGUCAUUCAGGUGUUGGGUUGAAAAAAUAUUUGAAAAACCUUUAGAAUAAAGAAAUUCCCUGAAUAGAUAAGUUUAUAGAUUGAGCUGUUAGUGUUGGAAAUGAUGAAAAGCCAGGCUUAUCUAUAGUAUUUAAUGUCUAGCAUUCUAGUGUAGGAAGCAUGCUAUUGACUCAUAUUGUGUAGACUGGCACACCUGUUUCUCUCACCAAAGGUCUCAUUCUUUCAUGUACAAAAUGUCAUCCGAAGUUCAUCACAAUAUUAACUAUGUAUCCUGAUAUUUAUAAGAAAAUUAUCAAAUUUUAUACAUACUGACUAAUGAUUCAUAUUUAUUGAGAGGUACCAGAAGACAUUUUUAAAUGAUAGAUAAAAAGUGAAUGAUAGAUGAACAGUUAACAGCAUUUGGGGGCCGCUGUUUAUAUGGAAAGUAGAGCAACAUUGAAUUUCUUUUUGUCUAAAACAUGUAAAUGUGUUAAUACUGGAUUAACGCUGCUGUACUGUAUAGUCCAAAUGUAACUGAACUCACAGCUUCAAACUGCCACACAGUAUCGUUAUAGAAAGCUGUAAACCAUAGUUAACCUGGUAGAAACUUAAUGUUCCUAACAUGUAAACAUGUUGCAUGAACAGAAACACAUGCCAAUUCACUUGUCGGACUGAGGUUUUAUGUGGGUUGUUGUAUAGACGACCUGUCGCAUUUAUAGGGCACUUUUAGUGACCAGGGCCCGUACUGCAAAUGAAAAUGAGUUGUCAUCGGAACAUCCGGACUGGAGGUUGUCAUUGAUCGCUGGGCAUAGGGCUUCAUUGAAUAUUUGCGCACUAAGGGGCAAUUGGGGACAGUCAAUAUUGGCCUGUUGUUCAAUAACAUUAAAGUAGAUCCUGUAGCCCCUGAACGUACCUAGCUGUACAUAUGGUGACCUGUGCUGCUUUUAAGAUAUACACGUAUGUUAAUUGUUAACAGAUUUAUUAUUUACCUCUCGAGUUUAUGUAAUGGCAGAAAAGUCUACAGUUGUGUGCUUGUUACCUGCUAGCGUCUGUCAUCAUAACUAAGGGCACUAAUCUGUUUCCAUUGUAACGUUAGAGGUGAACUUCCUACUCAUGAUAAACCCUUCAAGUGAUCCAAAUGAAACUGAUUCUGAAAACAAAAAUAAAAUGUAUAAAAAGUCAGUAACUGAAUAAUGAAAAAAAAAUAAUGGUGAUAAGGAAUCAUUUGAAGUCUCAUAUUCCCUUCUGUGAUUCUGUUUAAAUGAAUGUAGCUCAUGUGAAAUCAUGGUUGUAGUGUUGUAAUUAAAAUCCUCAACCUGUGGCACCUAAAAGGUGAAACCAAACCAAUGAGCAUUGCUUACUGCUCUGUAUAUAUCCACAAUUAUUAGGAUUUAAUUAAAUCAAACAUGCAUUGCAGUAUUUACGCAGUAGUUCUUAUUUCAGUGGUCAAGUUAACUUACAGACUUGUCUUGGCGUCAAUUUAAAAACCUACUAAUUAAUUCCAUGGAAAUACCACCUAACCUAUAUCAUUUAAGUUAGAAGAGUGGGGAGAUGGGAUGAAUAUUGUAAAAGACACUGUUAACUUUGCUAGGUGUGAAUAAAUCCCAGUGUUUCCUAGGUAACACCAUGUUAUGAAUAAACCACAUCUUUAUUGGAAUCUGA
Esox lucius (northern pike) is the source of this 4697-nucleotide messenger RNA. RefSeq names its product BCL2 apoptosis regulator b (gene bcl2b). The record is from RefSeq and is a predicted model, not a curated record. Gene Ontology annotation, cellular component: mitochondrial outer membrane. Bases 612 to 1289 code for a protein of 225 amino acids. The transcript is spliced from 2 exons. NCBI's taxonomy places the organism in Eukaryota, Metazoa, Chordata, Actinopteri, Esociformes, Esocidae. Gene Ontology annotation, biological process: negative regulation of intrinsic apoptotic signaling pathway; intrinsic apoptotic signaling pathway in response to DNA damage; extrinsic apoptotic signaling pathway in absence of ligand. Gene Ontology annotation, molecular function: protein homodimerization activity; protein heterodimerization activity.